AUGAAAUACUGCAAAUAUGAUGUCAUUUGGAGGCCAUAUAAUAAAAAGCGUCACCACAAUUUUUUUAUGUUUAAAAACGAAAGUAAAGAAUUCGUAGAUCGUAUUGAUAUAUCAAAUGAAUUCAUUCGUGUUAAAUGUUACACUGGAGAUGGUCUAGAGGUGUAUGUAAAUUUCUUCUCUUUUGUUCAUUUAAAAGCAGAUGUUGAGGAUCGAUGUGAAAAAAAUGCCAUAAAGUUUGCAAACACACGACAAGAGCAGUUAAAUGUUUUGAUGCUGGGUAUUGAUUCAAUAGCUAGAAAUAAUAUGCUACGCUAUAUGAAGGAAACUUGGAAAUAUCUAGUAAACACACACAACGCCAUAGAUUUACUUGGCUAUAAUAAAGUUGCUGAUAACACUUUUCCAAAUAUAGUUUCGAUGACAGCAGGAAAAUAUGUAAAUGAACUACCACGGAAAGAAUCAUUACGAUUGGCGCCAAUGGACAACUAUAAUUUCAUAUGGAACAAUUAUUCAGCAAAGGGGUAUAGAACAUUCCAUGCCGAAGAUCAUCCUGAUAUAGCAAUCUUUGAUUGUAACAAAGUUGGAUUUCAAAGACCUCCAGGAGAUUACUUCAAUAGGCCUUUAAGUGUUGCUAUGGAACAAAAUAAAAAGGUUUGGAAUUCCAAUCACUAUUGUGUACAUGGGAGAACAGAAACUGAUAUAGUUCUAGACUAUUUAAAGAGUUUUGCUACAAUGUUUCAGUCUAAGCAGCAUUUUUCCUUCACAUUUUUUUCAAGGCUCACACAUGAUCAUCUCCACGAAACAUAUAAAGCUGAUAAAAUUUACCUUAAGUUUUUCAAAGACUUGUUUGAAAAUGAUAUCUUAAAAAACACAGUUGUGUUCUUUUUCAGUGAUCAUGGAAUGCGUUUUGGUCGUUUUAGGGAAACAUUUGCUGGAAAAUUGGAAGAACGUCUUCCUUUUAUGCUGAUUGUAUUCCCUUCAUGGUUCAUUAAAAAGUAUCCAGAAGUUCACAGAAAUUUGCAGAUCAAUGCAAGAAGACUUACAACUCCUUUCGAUAUCUUUGCCACAUUAGAACAUAUUUUAGAUUUCAAUGGAUUUGAGCAAAAGCAAGUGACAAAGCAAAGAUCAAUGAGCUUACUUCAUGAAAUUCCCGAAAACAGAACUUGUCAUGAAGCUGGUAUCCUACCUCAUUGGUGUACUUGUUCUAAACUUAAAACAUUAGAUACUCAAAAUAAGACAAUUAUCCAAAUUGGUCAUGCUUUUGUAUCCAAGAUUAAUCAGAAUUUAAGGCAUGUUUUUGACGUUUGCGAAAAAUUGUACUUGAAAUUCAUAAAAUAUGCUCUGCUUGUAAUACCAUCUGACAAAGUGCGGCAAUACGGAAAGACGUAUAAAUAUGGCGAUCUCACUAAGUCUUAUAUUGAUUACCAGAUAACCAUACAAACAAAGCCAGGAGAUGCUAUUAUUGAAGGGACGUUACGGUUUGACGAGAAAAGAAAAACAUAUGACUUAGUAGGCGAUGUCAGUCGAAUUAAUAAGUACGGUGAUCAGUCACACUGUAUUAAGCAAAAUCACCUUAAAAAACUUUGCUUCUGUAAAAUUCAACCGUAA
Mytilus trossulus (common blue mussel) is the source of this 1605-nucleotide messenger RNA. RefSeq lists its product as uncharacterized. The transcript has a single exon. The record is from RefSeq and is a predicted model, not a curated record. Lineage: Eukaryota; Metazoa; Mollusca; Bivalvia; Mytilida; Mytilidae. The coding region runs from base 1 to 1605 and encodes 534 amino acids.